Messenger RNA from Mycena citricolor, 2176 nucleotides. NCBI's taxonomy places the organism in Eukaryota, Fungi, Basidiomycota, Agaricomycetes, Agaricales, Mycenaceae. The record is from the annotation of a GenBank genome assembly.
CAGGUCCGUCAUCAGCGUGACGUGCUCUGGCACGUGCCCGGGCCGUCCCAGCCGCACUCGAAGCGGAAACCGUCACUGACACUUUGCGGGUGUCGUCGUCGUUUCGGGCUGAAGGUUCCAUGUCAUGGACAACGCAUCUCACGGCGGCUGCCUGCCUCCUCGCGCUCCUCGCGCUCUACAUCUACAUCAAUGAUCGCCGGCUGACAGCCAUCCCGCCAGCCGCCCUCGCCGUCUCGCCGACCCGCUGCACCGUCGAGGAUGUGUGGAAGAUGGACGCGCGCCUGCGCGCUGCGCCCGUGUCGAAUGCGGGCCAGAUCCCGCCGCGGACGGGCAGGCGCUACAUCGUUGUCGGCGGCGCUGGGUUUCUCGGCGGGUGGAUCGUCAGGCAGCUGCUGGACCGCGGGGAGGAGCCGCGGCGCAUCCGCGUGCUCGACCUCCGCCCGCCCGCUCGCGCUGACCUGACGACGGGCCGCGGUACCGCCGUGCACUUCAUGCAGGUGGACAUCUCCGACGGCGACGCCGUGCGCGCGGCGUUCGCCGCGCCCUGGCCGGAGGGCGCCCCGGACGCGGGGCUCACCGUGUUCCACACCGCGGCGAACAUCCGGUUCUUCGAGAAACGCCGGUCGCUGCUCCCGAAUUCGGCGCGCGUCAACGUCGCGGGCACGCAGCACGUCGUCGACGCCGCGCGGGCCGCCGGCGCGGGCGUCCUCGUGUACACGUCGAGCGGAUCCGUGGCGGUGAAGAUCAACCGGUUCCUGCUCUGGCCGUGGGAGCGCGAGCCCGCGAUGUUCGUGCAGGCGAUCAACGAGGACGAGGCGCUGGUGCCGACACGCCACGAGCAGUUCUUCUCCAACUAUGCGGCGACCAAGAUCGUUGCGGAACGGCGGGUCAGGGCAGCUGACAAAACGCCAUCGGGGCAGACAGUGCUGAGGACGGGGUGCCUGCGCCCGGGGAACGGCAUAUUCGGGCCUGGUGGCGAUAUGCUGUGUGGCGCCUACCUGGUGCGGCAAGUUAAUCCGACAUGGCUGGACUCGGUCGUCCAGAACUUCACGUAUGUGGAGAACGCCGCGGUCGCCCAUCUAUUGUACGAGCAGCGGCUCCUGGAACUGGAGAACGGCGGACGCAACCCCGACAUCGGGGGCCAAGCGUUUGUGAUCGCGGAUCCGGGGCGGCCCCCGACGUACGGGGACGUCUACCUCACCCUGUCUACACUGAUGGACGGAGAGACGACAUUUCCGUUCCUUUCGCCGACCCUCAUGAUCCUGCUUUCACACGCCAUCGAGUGCUACUAUCUCUCGCGCCCGCGCCUUGUCAGCGCCCUGCCCUUUCUGAAGCACAUCCUCCCGCCGCUCGCGGGCGAUCUAGUCAAUCUCCAGCCCCCGCUGUUCAACCUCGUCAACGUGCAUCUCGUCUUCGACGACUCGAGAGCCCGCCUUCCGCCGGAAAAAGGCGGGCUCGGGUACAAGGGCGCGUGGACGACGUUCGAGGGGCUGCACAAGACGGUCGUCGAGCACAAGCGCGGGGCGCUGCGCUCCGAGCAGCGUUCCGACGUUGCAGGGAUCAGUCUGGGCUUCGGGCUGGGCAAGGCGCAGAAGGCCGUGGGCAGGAUGGGGAAGAAGGUGGAGGAGACGGUCGGCGUUGACCCGGUAUAUGUUUUGGGCUCGACGUAGCGUAGAUGAUGAUCGUGAUGGGCCCUUCGAGCAACUUGUCUUUGAAUUUCUCACCACCAGUCUUUUGCUGUUUGUUUCAGAAAAUCUGUCUUACUUACGCGAUUGCGGGAGCACGGAAACAGUGAAUCUGUCUCAGGCCUCCUCCAAUAAGGAGCGAAUGAGACUGGAGUCCCGAAACAUGCGGAUAAAGUCUCGGUCAACCAAGACACGGAGUAAAGCCUGGGUAUAAAGCGCCUGCAGUGCGCACUGGACUCCCUACUCCAGCCACCAUGCCGUCCAAUACCAAGACAAUGAAAGCCUCCUCUUCCUCCAACGUCGUCGCUGCGGCCCAGCGCACGUACGCCUCCCUCCUCACCGCCUUCGCGCGGAAAAACGCCCCCGCCUACGAGGAGAGGACGGCGCGUAACCUUCAAGUAGCGGGUGGCACGCAGAGGGCCGCUCCACAAAAAUACACCGCAAACCCCGCCCCACACGCGGGGCUGAGACACCGCCCGAUGCGCACGUCC